Molecule: messenger RNA, 732 nt
Organism: Benincasa hispida (wax gourd)
Lineage: Eukaryota; Viridiplantae; Streptophyta; Magnoliopsida; Cucurbitales; Cucurbitaceae
Source: RefSeq, a predicted model, not a curated record
AUGAGUCUGAGAGGGCAGUGCACCGUAAUCAAAGUAUUACAGAAUGGAUUCUUUUGGACUACAUUGUUCAAGGAUGCAGCUGAUGCCAACGCACAGACAGCCUAUGAGGGAUCCAUCAGGGUUGCUUUGGAGGAGGUGGAAGCGAAGAAGCUGCCUGAAACGGCUGAGGAGAAGAAGAAGAACAACAACAACAAGGAGAAGAGGGCAGAAGGAGAUGAAGAAGCCCAGCCAAGGAAGGAGGAGAAAGAAAUAAAAUCGAGUGAGAAGAGGGAACACAGACAAGAAGAGAAGCGCUUGAAGAAGAAGGAAGAGAAGAGAAAAAGGGCUGAGAGCCCAAAAGUCGAUGGAAAAUCAACCACCACAAGGGUGGAUGAGGGGGUGUCAACGCAACAAAGAGAAUCAGCGCAACCUGAAGAGGAAUCAACGCAAAUAAGAACGGUUGCGACUGGCGAUGGAGAGGAUCCAGACAUCACCCCUCUUAUGCGGCGUCGCAAGGAGAAUACGCUGCAAGGGUCAACAAUCGACCUACCAAUUUUGCAAAGUGUAGUAAAAGAGAAGGAGAGAAGAAGAAGAGAGGAAGAAGAAAAACAAGAGAAGAUGUUGCAGGCACAACAAAUCAUCGCAGAAGGCGAUUUAAGAAGAAAAUUACACGAUGAAGAAGUGCGCCACAACAACGCAAUCUCGGCAGAAGAAGAAAGAAUAAGGCUCGAGGAAGAACAACACAUACUGUAG